This is a messenger RNA of Rattus norvegicus (Norway rat), 1510 nucleotides long. NCBI's taxonomy places the organism in Eukaryota, Metazoa, Chordata, Mammalia, Rodentia, Muridae. The record is from RefSeq and is a predicted model, not a curated record.
UCUGUUGACCAUGUCCUCCCCCUACAUGUCUUUUUAAUGCAAAGUUAUUGGAUAGAGUAACAGUGUAGGAUAUCUGAGUAUCCCUGAUCAAUCAAGUCAUUGUGGAUGCUGAAUUGAUGAUCUGACUUCUGAAACCAGAGGGGUGAGGGUCCUGAAACCAGGUUGUAGCCUGCGUACCUGAUAAUAAUCCUGGAGAAGGCAUCUCUCUGGUACUUGUAAGCCUGUGUGGGCGGGCAUAGGGAACACCUGGCUGCUUACAUCUCUUGGUCUCUAUAUAGUAGUGGGGGAACUGUGAUCCACUUAGGAUGCCUCUUACACAGACCAAACUCCUUGCAGUGACACUGGCUUCCAAGCAUGUUCUCCUGUUUGGACCUCACUGUGGUCUGUGUAUGCUCUAUGCAUUCGCCCCAUGCGGGUUCACUUGUGUUCUUCUACCUACAGAGGCCUGCAGACAGACGUCAUCCCCUGAAAAUGUCCUAAACAAGGUGCAGGCCAACGAGGAAGAGGAGAGGCUGAAUAGAGAACUGGAGCUAACUACCAAGGAAAGAAAUGAGCUGACAGAUCGCCUCCUUUAUGUGACAGGUGGAUCCAUGAGCAAGAGCCCCUACUUCAGGCCAAAUCCAUUUUAUGAAAACUUGAAGAUAAAAGAGAAAGAGGUCAUGUCAUUACUGCACAACUUAGACACAAAGAACAUUGAACAUCGUGAGAAAUUUCAGGAGCUCAAGAAGGAGAUUAACUUCUAUCGCAACCUGCACAGCCGGCUCCUGAUGGACCAGGCAUGUAUGAAGAAGAAGUUGGUCACAUUGAAGCAGGAGAGCAAGGAGGUACAGCGAUAUUUGUUUGAGUUGAACUCGAAGGAUGAAGAUGAAUAGGAGAAGGCCAGCAACCUCCAGACCCAGCAAAAUGUGGUCUCAGGAACUGCAGGAGACAUGGCAUAGGACGGAUCCCAGGAAGACAGCCCCCUGAGGAAUGAGUUUCUCUCUCAGGAGUUCCCUGUGACGACAAUCCUCACAGUCAAAGACUUUUUGGGGGAAUAUUCUUCUUCUCAGAUAAUUUCCUCAAUGUAUAGAGACCCUAAAUUUAUGUAUCCGUAUGCCAGCCUAUCUCAUUGAGGUCUUUCUCCUUUCUCAUACCGACAACACCAUUUGAGAGACAACUGAGGGGACUGCCGUGACAUCUCACGUCCUAGAGGAGAAACAGCACUACAACUGUGUUUCUAAAUGUUCAUUAAGAAAAUUCUGUUAAGAAAUGUUUUUGGUUAUGAUUUUCAUUGAAGUUUUCUUUUUGUUAUUUCAUAGUUAUAUAUUCUUGUUACUGUUUUUCAUUUUUUAUACCAUUUUAGUUGUACAUUUUAUGCCUGUUUUUUGUAAAUUGUAUUCCUUAUGAAUAAAAAUUGAUUUGUAACUCUUGACUCUUAAGACCAUCUUAUUCAAGGGUCCUUCCCCUCCUGUAGACUUAGAACUGACAGCUAGAUAUGGAUCUUUGCAUGGUCCAGUGAAUUCAAAGCCAC